AUGGCUGCCACUGCUCCCUCCCUUCCACGUCUCGAGAGUAGCGAAAGCAUUGGAUUCAACCCCGACUUCUCUACCCCAACCAACGGUACUACCCCAGCAGAUGGCCCAACGUCACCUGUAGAUGGAGCUACCCAUGUACCAUCUACAGCGCCUGCACCUGCAUCCGCGCCGGCUCCAGCGAUACACGUCCAGCCAAGCGAGAAACAGCAAGAGACACAGGAUCCUCAGAUCCAACAGAAGGUCAAGGAUGUCAUGUACUCGGAUAUUGGGGUCAAUACCCUCCUGAACCGAUUGAAAGCAAGCAUUGCGAGCGCAAGGGACUUUGCAAGUUUUUUAAAGCGUCGUGGUGCCAUUGAGGAGGAACAAGCUAAUAGCUUGAAGAAGCUCAGUCGCCUGACUCUUGAGAAUCUUCACAAAGCCGAGGCUCGCCAUGAGAGCUACCAGCAACAGUUCGAACAAGUCAUGCACGCGAACGAGCGCAUUGCCGACCACGGAACACAAUUCGGACUUGCCCUGCACGCCAUGCACGAGAAUCUGCUUCAACUCUCUAAUAAGAUGGAUCUGAGUCGGAAGGAAUUGAAACAUCAAGGCUUGGCUGCGGAAAAGAAGGUUCAAGACGCCGAGUCGUUGGCGGAGAAGGCCAAAGCGAAGUAUAACCAGCUGGCGGAAGAUCUCGACCGAGUCAAGACAGGUGACACAGGUGCUGGGCGUAAAUUUGGAAUAAAAGGCCCCAAAUCUGCGGCACAACAUGAGGAGGACCUGCAAAAGAAAUUGAAACUGGCGGACGAAGAUUACGCUUCGAAAGUACGGAUCGCACAAACGAACCGAAGGGAGCUUGAGUCUACUUCCCGUCCACAGUCCGUGACCGCGCUUGUCGAACUCAUCAAAGAGCUUGACGCUGCGCUUACCAUGGAGAUGCAGAAGUUUGCCUCCUUCAACGAGAAGCUCGUCGUCAACAAUGGCCAAGUUGUUAGCCCUCAGGCGCUCAAAGGAAGUACCACGCAGCCUCCUCCAAGUAUCAAUAACAUGGUCUACCAGAUCAACAACGAUCGCGACUUUAAUGACUACAUAUUGAAGCAUGCGGCGAAAAUACCUUCUGUACGCUCUGAGUUGCAAUACGUAAAACAUCCUACUCAGGCGGGAGGUUCCUACCAACAACCCCCAACAGCAUCUCCUGCAAACAACGCCAACCGACGAAGCUCUACACAAAUACAAAGCCAGCCCCCGCCUGCCUUUUCGGUUCAACCACCUACGCAAUCCCCGCAAUCUCACCAGACACCUUUCCCAGAGCCCACUCAGCAGCCAGGCUUCCAGAGCUAUAACCCCAGUUUCGUACAGCAGCAACAGCAACAGCAGCCAUAUCAACAACAAUCGUCUCAGUCGCAGCCGCCGGCCAAACAAAAUCCUUAUUCCUCUGAUAUAUCACAGUAUCCAGGACAAGCUGCAUACUCCCCGGUGGCACAGAAUCCAUACGGCCAGAAUGACUAUGCUGGAGGACUGGCCGGACAAUCCAUGGUCCAGCAAUCCAGUGGAGUCAUUGGCGCACACACCUCCGGCCCACCAAUCAAUCCCAUCUUUGGGGUCACACUGGACGAAUUGUUCGCCAGAGACGGAUCCCCUGUCCCCAUGGUUGUGUAUCAAUGCAUCCAGGCAGUUGACUUGUAUGGUUUGGAAGUUGAGGGUAUCUAUCGAAUUCCAGGGACAACAUCUCACAUACAAGAGAUGAAGGCUCUGUUCGACCGCGAUGCGAGCCAAAUCGACUUCCGCAACCCCGAAGCAUUCCGUCACGAUGUAAAUAGUGUAGCUGGACUUCUCAAGCAGUUCUUCCGCGAGCUUCCAGACCCACUCUUGACAUUGAAUUUCUACGGGAAGUUUAUUGAUGCGGCCCGUAUCGAGGAUGAGACCAUGCGCCGCGACUCGAUGCAUGCACUCAUUAACGAUCUGCCCGAUCCCAACUAUGCAACCCUUCGAGCGCUCGUACUGCAUCUAUAUCGCGUUCAGGCAUCAUCCGAAGUCAAUCGCAUGAGUACAGCCAAUCUAGGAAUUUGCUGGGCUCCUUCGAUAAUGGGACCUCACAAAGGCAACAAUAUGGCCGACGCUGGCUUACAGGCACGAGUGAUCAUCACUAUUCUGGACAAUGUUCUCCAGAUCUUUGAUGAAGAUUAA
This is a messenger RNA of Aaosphaeria arxii CBS 175.79, 2166 nucleotides long. RefSeq names its product Rho GTPase-like protein activator. Gene Ontology annotation, biological process: regulation of GTPase activity; signal transduction. Gene Ontology annotation, cellular component: cytoplasm. The transcript is spliced from 7 exons. The coding region runs from base 1 to 2166 and encodes 721 amino acids. The record is from RefSeq and is a predicted model, not a curated record. Lineage: Eukaryota; Fungi; Ascomycota; Dothideomycetes; Pleosporales.